CCUCUCCAACUCUGCAGUCCUACGUGCGUUCAAAUAGGUCUCCUCUAAAAUUGCUACCACGUUUUAAGAGAGAUGGCGUGGUGCUGCCACUUUCUAAAACUAAAAGAGAUUGAUAUCUGAAAGGGAUGAAUCCCUUCUUUUUCCAUUGCUCUCAACCUCCAACUGCAGAAGUAGCUCAAGCUCCUCCUUACCGACCCUCUUUCUCUCUCCGACUCAUCCCAUUUUGAUUCCCCUCAAUCCCAUUGCCAAUGGCGUCCAAGUCCAAAAUCCUCUUCAUCGGCGGCACCAGAAAGUUCAUCGUCGAGGCCAGCGCUAAGGCCGACCACCUACCUACUUUCUGGUCUGAGAAAUUACCCUUUCCAACCCGGCAAAGUCCAAAGUCCUCGAGAACUUCAAGGAUCUGGGCGACAAGUUUAUCCUGGGUGAUGGUACGAUCACGAGAGCUUGGUGAAGGCGAUCAAGCAAUAUAUUUAACACUAGGAGCUAAAAUCUUUGCACUGCCUUAUAAUUACUUUUCUGUGAAUUGUCCUUACUUUAAGUUUUUCAUAUUUCAUAAUCUUCUUUGCACAAAAUCGCUGGUUAAUUCCUGAUUUCAUGCAUAUAUAUGUUACC
Molecule: messenger RNA, 612 nt
Organism: Pyrus x bretschneideri (Chinese white pear)
Lineage: Eukaryota; Viridiplantae; Streptophyta; Magnoliopsida; Rosales; Rosaceae
Exons: 2
Coding region: 249-590 (113 amino acids)
Source: RefSeq, a predicted model, not a curated record